This is a messenger RNA of Camelina sativa (false flax), 2198 nucleotides long. RefSeq lists its product as uncharacterized. The record is from RefSeq and is a predicted model, not a curated record. Lineage: Eukaryota; Viridiplantae; Streptophyta; Magnoliopsida; Brassicales; Brassicaceae.
AGUUGUUUUAUGCUUUUCUGACUUUUGUCGGUCACGACCGUUUAACUGUGAAACCAGAGUUUGCGUAUCUACUAGAAUUCAAAUUACAGUACCCAAUGCACAAUAACUCAUCUGAGCUUUUCUUUUUUCUUUGCUUGGGUAUUACAGAUUGAACCUAAAGAUUUGAUCUUUCUCUGUUACUACUAUAUAUUUCUUGCUGCAAACUGUGGGAUUCCAGGUUUCUUGUUUUACUCAGAUCUGACUCUUUUGGGGUUUUAGUUUGAAGAAUGGAUUUGCAUUUGAAGAACUUAUUUGGUAGGUUUCAGGAUCAAUUCGGGUCAGGUCCGGGUCUAGGACCUGGAUCCGGGGUUUGUCUUAUGAAAGUUGAAGGUAUAUCUUCCAAUAUUGUUCAAUCAAUAUUUAGAGCUUCAGCUUGUUUAUUCAGAAGUGAGCCAUGGAAGAGGCUCAGACCAGGUCAUUUGUUUGGUGUUCGGGUAGGGAAAGACUCAGAUUGGUCAGGAAAGAGACAGCCUUUCCAGUGUGUUCAGUUCAUAGGAGGGGACGGUGGUGAUAUAGCGAUGUAUAUGUAUAGGUCCAUGAGCUAUGCACUGAAAAUGACUGAUGAUUCAUGGGAAAUGGCUAGAGUUCCUAAUGUUGAGGUUUUGAGGGUUACUUAUGAGCUUGAAUCAUUGAUGUUUCCUUCUAACAAGAGGAUGAUUAAGUCUUUGUCUUUAGAGGUUUCUGGAACUGAUCGGUUUCCGGUCAUUGAUGUUGCGCGGUGCACGACCUCUGGUGAGCUAAAGUUUAGAAGCCCGACACUCGAAGAGCUUAGGCUUGUGUUUGCAGUAAUGAAAGCUCUUUCUUUGGUUCAUCCUUUGCUGCUUGAAGAGGAGAUGCAAGUCAGGGGAUUGCCAAGGAUGAUAAAGUUUUCGCCUUUUAUUGAGACUGUUGAUGUUCAGUGGCCACCAGAGAUGUUCAAGGGCCAUGAUUUUGUUGCUGUUACAGUUUCACAUCCUCCUGGACAAUCAUAUGAACAGAAGUCCAAGAAAGCUGUGUUGGCACACGAAGAUGAAGCGUUGGACUUAGUUUCAGGAAUGGCCAAUUUGCGCGUUGGUAAUAAUGGUGCAGAAGCAGGUUUAAGCCGGUGCACAAUGUGUGAGAAAGCUGUUUAUAGAGAUGAGUGUGUUUGUUGUAGCCAUUGCCGUGCAACCAUCUACUGUGAUUCAGACUGCGAGAAACGUCACUGGCGAGAAAUGCACCGGAGUGUUUGUAGUCUCUAUGAAGCUAUGAUGAGUAGAGAAGAAGAGCUCAAGCUAAAGAUCUUCACUUUCUCGUGUUAUGCUGAAAACACAUGUGAAUGGCUUGGAUCUUUAGGCAUCCAUAAAAAGGGAAUGUGGAGAAGACAAUGCAGUUGCUAUUCUCACCAACCUUUUGGACUCUUACACUGUUUCUCCUCAGAUGCACAAUCUGAAUCAUGGGGAGGGCUAGAGGAAGGAGACUCUCCACAAGAUUUACCUAUUCAGAGUCUGAACAACGGGCGUUCACCAGGUCUAAUACUCAUGUCAGAUUGGUCAGAUUACUAUGAUUUACGGUGUCUACCACGGUCAAGCCCGGUUGCUGACAUUCUCUGUUACCCUUUAACCCUUUACCACAUAUUAACAUCAGUAAGCACCCAUUCAAAGAAUCUGUUGCUGAAAGGGAAAGAAGUAACUGUCCAUUACUUAGGUCCAGAACGAGAACUUGACUGGAUCAAAGCCUUUGCAGAGAUCAAUCACUUGCUUAAUGGUUUAGGAACCGUGCAGAUCAUAAUGAUCGGACCUGAAGUUCCACCUGACUUAUCUGGUACAAUAGCAACAACGUCAACGACAAACAGCAGAGUUAAGGUGAGCUUUGUGAGAGGUUUGUACCAAGAAGAGGUAACAUACCUGACUUCACCGGAUAUCAUUGUAGCUUUGAACUGUGACCUUGAUGGGUACUCGAGCUGGGGAGGAGCGGUUGAGACAAUGAACAAUAUGGGAAACCCUGGUUUCUUCACUGAUAAGACAGAAGAAGCUUGUGGAAACACAAAGGCAGUUUUGCGUAAUGCAGGGCUGAAUAUAUCUCAUCCUGUUGCUCCUAACCCUUUCCGCUCACCUGUGAGGACUUGCGCAAAGUCCAGCAAUCUUCCCUGUUACAGCAACGGCUUCAUUCUUGGGGUGAAUACAUAAAAGACUUGUCUU